GGCGCUGGGGUGACUGGGAGCGCGGUGCGGCGUGCGCGAGCACGAGGCCGAGUAGCCUGCCUAAGGCUCAGGCGGCUUCGGGCGCGCGCGGCGGCGGCGGGUGUGCGAGGCGCGGGCUGUUGUGUUCCCGGCUCUCCUCUUUCCCCUCCUUGGCGGGUGGAGGAGGCCGAAGCGGUGCUGGGCGCGCUCCCCCUUCCUUCCCUCCGCGACUUUCCCCGGCCCUCUCGCGCUGCGCGGUCUCUCCGACGCAAGACUGUCCCGGCCCGGAUAUGGCUCGUGGACAGCAAAAGAUUCAGUCUCAGCAAAAAAAUGCCAAAAAACAGGCUGGACAAAAGAAGAAACAAGGACAUGACCAAAAGGCUGCUGCCAAAGCUGCCUUAAUAUAUACCUGCACUGUCUGUAGGACACAAAUGCCAGACCCUAAGACCUUCAAGCAGCACUUUGAGAGCAAGCAUCCUAAGACUCCACUUCCUCCAGAAUUGGCUGAUGUUCAGGCAUAAAGUUGUUUACAGGUGAAUUCAUGACACCUUUGACUCUUCUACUGUCUCAGACCUUAGGUAACAAACCUGCAGCUGCUUUUCUAACAAACUGUUGAUCAGCAAAAAUAAAGGGGCUACAGAAACACUCAUUUUUAUGCUGUUCCCUUUUGGGCUUCAUUGCAAAGACAAUUCUGUGUAAAUGUACAGUUGACUCUGAUUUGGAAAUCUGAAAAUCAGUCCAUCCUUGUUAUAAAAAUUUUUUUACAAUUGUAAUUAUAUUGAUGUUCAUAUUGUGUAAAAUAACUCAUUUAAUAAAGUAGUACUUUGAUUUUACAACAUCA
Molecule: messenger RNA, 820 nt
Organism: Sciurus carolinensis (gray squirrel)
Lineage: Eukaryota; Metazoa; Chordata; Mammalia; Rodentia; Sciuridae
Gene: Znf706
Product: zinc finger protein 706
Exons: 4
Coding region: 270-500 (76 amino acids)
Source: RefSeq, a predicted model, not a curated record